UUCCACCUGUAGAAUUACCAAAAAGAGGUUUAACUGCUGAAGGAUUAACUGAAAAUUGUUCUGAAGGAAAGACUACUAUAGAAUUGGUUAUUAUCAACAAAACAAAAGAAAACUCAACUAACAACAAACAAACAUCAGAAAACAACAACAACAAUCAAACUUCACAACAACAAGAAAAACAACAAAAUAAUCAAAACAGUGAAUUAAAACAAAACAAUAUUAACAAAUCAUCUAAUUCUCCAUCUUUUUCUGUAGGCCAAAUGUUGUUGAAAUUGUUGCCUUGUAAUUGUUCUUUUAUGGGGGGAGAUCAUGGAACAACAUUUGAAGAAGUUGCAUCCUGGGGAGUUAAUUUCGAUCGUUUAAUGAAAAAUAAACAUGGACAGAAAUAUUUUGCUGAAUUUUUAAAAAGUGAAUAUAGUGACGAAAAUAUAUUAUUUUGGCAAGCUUGUGAAGAGUUAAAAAGAGAGAAAAAUACAGAGAAAAUUGAAGAAAAGGCUCGUAUAAUUUAUGAGGAUUUUAUUUCAAUUCUCUCCCCAAAAGAAGUUUCUCUAGAUUCUCGUGUUCGCGAAAUUAUUAAUCAAAAUAUGGUUCACCCUUCUUCACAUACUUUUGAUGAAGCUCAGAAUCAGAUAUACACAUUAAUGCAACGAGACAGUUAUCCACGGUUUAUAGCAUCUGCUCUUUACAAAAGACUUUUAAGGUAA
Messenger RNA from Meloidogyne enterolobii, 704 nucleotides. The record is from the annotation of a GenBank genome assembly. NCBI's taxonomy places the organism in Eukaryota, Metazoa, Nematoda, Chromadorea, Rhabditida, Meloidogynidae.